Molecule: messenger RNA, 801 nt
Organism: Closterium sp. Yama58-4
Lineage: Eukaryota; Viridiplantae; Streptophyta; Zygnematophyceae; Desmidiales; Closteriaceae
Source: the annotation of a GenBank genome assembly
AUGGCAGGCCGAAAGGAUCGGGAAAACACGGGGGAAAGUGGCGGGGAAAACUACCAGUGCCUUGGGAACAACGAAGGGAUUCUCGAGGGGAGCAAGGAGGAGAGAAACAAGAGGCAAGCGAGGAGGUGUGAGAGGGCAAACAGCGACGGAGGUGUGGGUUCCCUCCUGUCUGCAGCAGCGGCGGCAGUGGCAGCGCCAGUGUCCCCCGGAGAGUCGAUCCGAGCAGCAGUAGCAGUAUACUCAGCUUCCAGAGAAUUCUGGCGCCCCCCCUCCACCCCCAAGCCUGUCAUGGAUUCCCAACUGAAGCAAGCCAAGCUGAGCCUGCCCAGGUACUCCCCCCCUAUACCGCCUAUUGGGCUGGAGAAGCUGAUGGAGGGUGCAGCAGGGGGAGGUGGGACUGGGGCAGGUGGGACCGGUGGGCUUGCUGGGUUUGGUUUGUUUGGUGGUGGGGAUGGGGGUUGGGGGUUGGGAACGGGGUGGUGGGGUGCAGGAGAGGGAGCAGGGCAGGAGAGGAAAGAGGGGACGGGAGAGGCGGGGUGGCUGGGGUUUGAAGGGUUGGUGGAUGCUGCACGGGGGAUGAUGUGGGGAGGAGGAGGGAAUGGAUGUGGGGAGGAGGCAAAGGAGGAGAAGGAAGGGAGUAAGGGUACGGCUCUUGAUAAGGGUAUGGGGGAUCAGGAAGAAGGGGAAGAGGCAAUGGAAGGAGAGAAGGGGUUGACUGCAGAAAAGGAGGGGAAAUGUUAUGAGAAAGGAGUUGAGGAGGGAGAUACUGGGGGAAUUGCAGGAGAGGGAGGAGCGAAGUGA